Molecule: messenger RNA, 854 nt
Organism: Homo sapiens (human)
Lineage: Eukaryota; Metazoa; Chordata; Mammalia; Primates; Hominidae
Gene: BACC1
Product: BPTF associated chromatin complex component 1
Exons: 6
Coding region: 77-655 (192 amino acids)
Cellular component (GO): nucleus
Source: RefSeq, marked validated
AGUCUCCCUGCUCUCCGUGGUCCCGGCUCGCGUGUAGCGGCGGCGGCGGCGUCUCCGUGAGGAGGCGCGCGGGGCCAUGACGUCAGCGUCCACAAAGGUCGGAGAGAUCUUCUCGGCGGCCGGCGCCGCCUUCACGAAGCUCGGGGAGCUGACGAUGCAGCUGCAUCCCGUGGCCGACUCUUCUCCUGCGGGUGCGAAGUGGACGGAGACGGAAAUAGAGAUGCUGAGGGCUGCUGUGAAGCGAUUUGGGGACGAUCUUAAUCACAUCAGCUGUGUCAUCAAGGAACGGACAGUGGCCCAGAUAAAGGCCACUGUGAAACGCAAGGUAUAUGAAGAUUCUGGCAUCCCCCUUCCAGCUGAGUCACCCAAGAAAGGGCCCAAGAAGGUGGCAUCUGGUGUCUUGUCACCUCCUCCAGCUGCCCCUCCUCCCAGCAGCUCCAGUGUCCCUGAGGCCGGGGGUCCCCCCAUAAAGAAACAGAAGGCUGAUGUGACACUCAGUGCUCUGAACGACUCCGAUGCCAACAGUGACGUGGUGGAUAUUGAAGGGCUAGGAGAAACUCCUCCAGCUAAGAAACUCAACUUCGACCAGGACAGCCUGACCCUGGAUUCUGGCCUUCUCAUGACCUCUGCUGAUCCUCCUCUCCUCUCCUGCUGAGCCUUCCACCUCUGACCUCUCACUGUUCAUGCCGGACCUGUGGAUCUCCUGGGACUCCGAGCAAGGCCUGCACGAGAGAGGGCUGAAAGGCUGCUGGGGCUGCCACCUCGCUAUUCCCGCAUAAGCAUCUGCCCCCAACCCCUUUGACCUUCAUCUGAUGGACAUUUUUAUACAGAAAACAAUAAAGAUUUCCCUCUCA